AAAAUGGCUGCAGCUGGUUGGUAGUGAGAGUGACUUAUGUUUUAAAAAAGCUUUAGCAAAGCUCUAGGUAUUUGUUGUUAAAAUUAUUGUUACUCCACUAGCCAUGAAUAAAAUGGAUUCAACACUUACAAGUAUGUGGGUGAGUUUCUUCACGGCCGCGGGGAUCCCGUCGGACGUGUCGGCGUCGUACGCGCUGACAUUCGCGGAGAACCGUAUCCAGAACGACAUGCUGCUGGACCUGAACAAGGAGUAUUUGAGAGACAUGGGCAUUACUAGGAUGGGGGAUGUCAUUGCUAUACUACGACACGCAAAGCAGGUGCAUGAGAGCCUGGCACGGGACAAGGUGCUUGGCAGCACUGUCAAUGUGGUCCCCGUGGCCGCCAUAACUGGCCGGGCUACAAUCACACAGAACAAGCCGUCUUCCCCCGCGAGCCGCAUACUGGAGCACUACACGCGCAACGGCCGGGAGGCGCCCGCGGCCGCGGCGCCCGCGCACCACUACAAGCGCAAGACUGACGAGGGGACAGAGACAGUAGACGUAAAGAAAUCCCGUCUUAUCAGAUUCGCAUCACCGCAACCAGCCGCCAAAGAAGUUACACAAACAAAAACAGUGUUCGCAAGACUUGGGCAGACCGAUGAAGCAGCGCCAAGGCUCAAACUCGUCAAACCCACUGCUGAAGCCCCUAAGGAUGUCAAACCCAUCUUCGCUCGCCUCGGAUCCAAAGCCGACUCUGAACCAAUUUUGCCUGUACAAAAAGAUGCUUUGAAAUAUGAGGGUAUACUGAAAAGCCCACCCACUGCGAAAACUGUAACUAUCACUACCUCUAAGAAUAGCGUUCGGAGAAUAGCUUGCACUAUGAGAGCCGAUGAGCAGCCAAUAAGCGUCAAAGAAAAACUAGCUGUACCAAAAUCUAAAUCAGUGAAGUUCUCAAAUCAUGUGGAAUAUAAAGAAAUAGAAGCGGUACAGAAUGCACAAGCUAGAGUAGUGCAGAAAACUCAGCCGAAGCAGACAGUUUUCAACAAACCGGAGAGGCGGUUGUCAAUGCCCGUAGUUGACAAUAGUGUCAAGGCCCGCUUGGGUAUGAAGAACGUCGCCAACCAGGAUCCAGUCAAGAAUAAUAACAUUAUGAUAACUAAGAAUGUGUUUAAGAGGUUAGGUGUGUAGUGCAGUGAAUAUUGAAAUUGGUGCUUAACAGUUAUUUUGAUUGAAGUGUAAGUUUGGUUGGUAGAUUGCGGAUGAAAACCUGCAGUGUAAGAUUCUCGUAUGUUCUGUUUUCGGUGAAAGCAGCACAUGAUACAAUUACAUGCAAAUGCUUGGUGAUUCGGCCUUGCCGUCAUCGGCUUUCCGUGCGGUUCAUUUCAGUUUUCCUCUGAACCUUUAUAAGAACGCGAACGUUUUGAGAACUUUAUUGUAACCUAAAAAAACCGGUUUAUACGACAAGCGACGAAACGGACAACCGGCCUGGUGGUGUGCCUCGUAAACAUAGACACCGACAUUGAAAGAAACCGGUUUUUAUUGCUCUAAACCGGUUAAUUUGAUAAUAACUGAAAAACCGGUUUAAAAGUAACGGUUUUUCGAGUGAAACCGAAAUUAAAAGGUUUUGCGCCAAGUACAUGAUAACGGUUUGGAAAUUUAACCGGUUUCCCAGCCUUGGCUGUGAAGAGGAAUGGAAUUACUAAACUACCCUGACUAGAAAUCGUGUUUUAGGUAUCAGGGAAAUUUCUGUAAAUCCUGUAUUUCUAUUUGUCCUCGCCCCACGUGACCUUCGCCACACAUGAGCCGGGGACAUAUGGGAAUGAUUAAUAUGAAUGGUUGAUAUCAAUGAUAAUACACGAAAUCAAGUCUUUAGCACUGAAAGUGUAAUAUUUCUAUCAAUUGACCAAAAAUAGAGCUCCGUUAAUAUUGUACAAUCUCAAUAUUCUCAAUCUGUACAGGGUAUUUAUUUAAUCACCUGCAAUGAUUUACGGGGUGAAUAUAUAGGUCAUACUGAGCAACUUUUACUAUGGAACCAACCACACGAAAUCGAGAAAAAAAAUACAGUUUCAUACAUUUUGGCUGUCUGACUCUGACCUUGACAUUUUGUAUGGGAGAGAAAAAAAAAAAUUUCCCGUUUUAUUGGUUGAGUCCAUAGUAAAAGUUGCUCAGUAUGACCUAUAUAUUUACCCUAUAAAUCAUUGCAGGUGACUAAAUUGAGAGUGUCUCCUUUUAGAUAGCACAAUAUUAAAGCACUUUUUUAGUUCAAUAGGUACGAAAACCAAUUUCAAUUUUAAACUGGUCAGAUUAGACGUCGAAAUUGUACCGUCUAGAUUUUUAUUAAUUAAUUGAUUUACGUAAGUUACGUAUAAUUAUUGUCUAGGAUAAAUCUCCUAGUCUUUGUGAUAAAAUAAGUUAGUCUAUGUUUUGCAUUUGUGGAAAAUUGUUUUUUUUUUUUUUUUAAUUUAGUGUAUUACUAUAGUUUAAGGUUUAGUUUCUAUUAACAAUAAUGAGAUCGUAACUUAUUUUCUUCUCCCAUGUUUUUCUUAUCUAAUAUUUUUCUUUUCUUUAUAGGUAUGUACAAUUUGAAUCUCUUUAUAAAAAAUAUUGUAUCGAUAUUUAAAGUUACAUACAAAGGGACAAAAAUAUGUACACACUACUUUAAUAUAUAGGCAAUAAGGUCGUAUAUACAUAUUUUUGGCACUUUGUCCGUAUCGAUUUGUAAUACCUUGAAUGUACACCUAAAACAUUGUGUCUAUAUUUGAUAGAAUUAGGAAUUUCAGAAAAAAAGUUUGUUUUAUUGUUACCGAUAACGAUAGGAGAUAUUUGUUCCGAAUAUUGCUUUCUAUUUGUAAACCAUGUUUGUAUGUGGCUUUCCAUAGUGAAGGGUCCUUUUUCAUGUGCACCCUUCUCUAAUGGAAAGCCACACAUCUGUAUAUAGAUUCCAUAAACCGAGGUAUGUAUUAAAGUUCACUUGAGUUUUAUAUGUUUGCUAAAGUUCUUUAAUAUAUUGUGGGUAAUAAUAAUGCACCCUUAAUAUUUCAGCUACUUUCUCAGUUUAUAACAGCUCUGGUUAGGUUAGUUUUUCGUUAUAACAAAUGUAAAAAUAUCAGCAGAUGAGAUGAAUGAAAAGUUGUGAGUUGUAAGUUCUGAAUGCAUAAGUUUUAUGAUAUCAGUGCUGUUCAACGUGUUCACGACGAACGAGAAAGAUUUUAAUUUUACCGUAUGUUCCUGAUCAAUUGAUCAUAUUUAAAAACUAAAUGUCCUAUAAACUUUUCUGGAAAUCGCCCAGUUUCAGAGUAAUAUCAAUUUAAAAAAAAAAAUUUUUUUGUUACUUAGUGUAAGUCGCCUUUAUGAUGGCCAUAAAUAUCGUUAAUGACAUAAUGACACAUCAAAAAGUGACAAGUAAUUACAAAACAUAGGUCUUACGAAAAUAAGUAACAAUUCAUUUUAAGUAAUAAUUUUACCGACAACAUUUGCUUUUUAUGUACAUUACAUUAAAAAAUGCAAAAAAUAAGAAAAUAUUUGUUUGUUUGCGAAAUUAAGUUAAUUUUAACUCGUAUUAUAUAUUUCGUUUUUUUGGCCCCAGAAAUGCGCGGUUAAAAUCUUUCGGGUUCCUCGUGAGCACCUUGUACAGUCGCUAUCAGAUAUAUCAGAGCGGCCGAGGUGCUCAGAAAUAUCUCAACACGCACUCUGACGCCUUGACAAUAGAGGCGUGUUCAGAUAUUUGUGAGCGCCUCGGCCGCUUCGAUAUAUCUGAUGGCGACUCUUCUUCUUCCUAGCGUUUUCCCGGCAUAUUGCCACGGCUCAUGGGAGCCUGGGGUCCGCUUGACAACUAAUCUGAUCUAACCUGACUAAUCUGAUGGCGACUAUCACAGAAAUAUCUGAACAAAUUGAACACGGUAUAUUGUUAAACGUCUCGUAUUUAGUCUUCAAGCAAGUCGGAACACAAACCCGGACUUUGUUAGGAAAUUUCAAAAAAUGAAAAGUUAGUUUUUUUUUUAUGGUAGAGGAGGCAAACGAGCAGACGGAUCACCUGAUGGUAAGCGAUUACCGCCGCCCAUGGACACCUGCAACACCAGAGGGGUUGUAAGUGCGUGAACGUGUAGUUGAACGUGGAAUAUUUUUAAACAAGUAAUCAAAUGUUACCUAUCCAUAUUAUUUGUUAGAAAAGUUGUAAAUAUUAACUUGUACAAUGUUAUUGUAAAAGUUUGUGACCAGCUAUCUGCUGCCGUUUAUUUUGAAUUUUACAUUAGUAAGUACUGAAUUGGAAAUGUACAAUGUAAAUGUACAGCUACUAGGUGUAAUGUUUGACAGGAGGUUAGGUGUAAGGUUUACUGAGAGGACAUUUUGUAAAUACCUAGUUUGAUUAUGAAUAAAUUAAUAAAAUGUUA
Cydia pomonella (codling moth) is the source of this 4368-nucleotide messenger RNA. RefSeq lists its product as uncharacterized. The record is from RefSeq and is a predicted model, not a curated record. Bases 104 to 1165 code for a protein of 353 amino acids. The transcript is spliced from 6 exons. Lineage: Eukaryota; Metazoa; Arthropoda; Insecta; Lepidoptera; Tortricidae. Gene Ontology annotation, cellular component: nucleus.